AUAUUGGAAUAUUUGCGGCAAUGGCGUCUCCUCCAGAUACAAGCAAGACCAUAAAGCUGGAGCGCUACAACAGCUACCUCCGCAGAGUCAACAGCACCAAGCUUCUCAACGCCUCCUCCAAGCUCCUCUUCCGAGCCACCCUCCUCGUCGCUCUCGUCCUCAUCUUCUUCUUCACCAUCAAUUACCCUCCCCUCUCAGAACAUAUGGGCGGCGGGGCCCACCACGUCCACACCACCCACAAUUUCCUCUCCUCUGCUUUUUACGGCGGAGGAGUGGGCGGGACCGCCUGGGAGAAGCAGGUGCGUCAUUCGUCCACUCCCAAGCGGCCCAACGGUAUGUCUGUUCUGGUAACAGGUGCUGCCGGGUUUGUCGGGACCCACUGCUCCCUCGCCCUGAAGAAGCGGGGAGACGGAGUUCUGGGCCUCGACAACUUCAACUCCUACUACGACCCGUCGUUGAAGCGGGCCCGGCAGGCCCUGCUGAAGAGGCACGAGGUUUUCGUCGUGGAGGGGGACCUAAACGACGAGCCGCUGCUGACGAAGCUCUUUGAUGUCGUCCCUUUCACUCACAUCCUACACUUGGCCGCGCAAGCGGGCGUACGGUACGCUAUGCAGAACCCGCAGUCUUACGUGAGCUCCAACAUUGCCGGAUUCGUAAACCUUCUGGAAGUUGCGAAGAGAGCAAAUCCUCAGCCGUCGAUUGUCUGGGCGUCGUCCAGCUCGGUUUACGGACUCAACACAGAAAAUCCAUUUUCGGAGCUCCACAGAACAGACCAACCGGCCAGCCUGUACGCCGCGACAAAAAAAGCCGGUGAGGAAAUUGCCCACACUUACAACCAUAUUUACGGCCUCGCCCUAACCGGGUUGCGGUUCUUCACCGUAUACGGUCCAUGGGGCCGACCCGACAUGGCCUACUUCUUUUUCACCAAGGACAUACUGCAAGGCAAGCCAAUCGACGUGUACAAAACAGUGGACGACAAGGAAGUGGCACGUGAUUUCACUUACAUAGACGACGUCGUAAAGGGGUGCCUAGGGGCACUGGACACAGCGGAAAAAAGCACGGGCAGCGGGGGCAAAAAGAAAGGGCCUGCCCAGCUGAGAAUUUACAAUUUGGGCAACACGUCUCCAGUGCCCGUGGGGAAAUUGGUUUCAAUUUUGGAGGGCCUUUUGGGUACAAAAGCUAAGAAGCACGUGAUCAAGAUGCCUAGACCCACCACGGAUUUGGCCUCCGGGUUGAGAAAGUUCGUCAAGUGGUACGUGAGUUAUUACGGGAUUGAGACGAGGGUAAAAAGGGAAAUGGAUAUUAACAAGAAAAUCAGUCAGCAGACCGAAGAAUCCGGUUGAUUAAAUCAUCACCGUCAAUCAUCAUCAUCACUGAUCACAAGGCCUUUCUUUCUCUCUUCCUCUUCUUAAAUUUUUUGUUGAAUUAAAUUCUGUUUUUUUUUUUUUUGGUUCUUGUAAGUUAUUGUUGUGUGGUCCUUGAUGUACUGGAUCCAAGCUGUUCUUGAUGUAUCAUAUAGAUAUAUAAAAAAGAAAAUGUCAUAUAGAAGAAGAAGAUAAAUGUUAGGAAAGAGAAACAGAGGGAAAUGGGGAAGCAGAGAGAAGGUGGUGUAGAUCUGGAAACCAUGGGGGGAGGAAGGGGAGGUUGUAAUAAUUUAUGGUGGGGUCUACUAGAAAGGAUGUAGAUCUCAGCCGUUGGAUUGGUAUAAAGAAAUUUGUGAUUGUAACAACAAACAAUGACAUCAAGAAUCUUCUUUGCCUUUGCUUCCUU
Prunus mume (Japanese apricot) is the source of this 1770-nucleotide messenger RNA. Lineage: Eukaryota; Viridiplantae; Streptophyta; Magnoliopsida; Rosales; Rosaceae. The record is from RefSeq and is a predicted model, not a curated record.